Lodderomyces pseudojiufengensis is the source of this 660-nucleotide messenger RNA. It is a transcript of the gene NAT4, whose product is annotated as Nat4p. Gene Ontology annotation, molecular function: histone H2A acetyltransferase activity; histone H4 acetyltransferase activity; protein N-terminal-serine acetyltransferase activity. NCBI's taxonomy places the organism in Eukaryota, Fungi, Ascomycota, Pichiomycetes, Serinales, Debaryomycetaceae. The record is from RefSeq and is a predicted model, not a curated record. The transcript has a single exon. Bases 1 to 660 code for a protein of 219 amino acids. Gene Ontology annotation, cellular component: nucleus.
AUGAAUAUUGAGUUUGAGAUAGAUGGUCAAAAGUAUAAAAGCUUUGACGAGGAAGAUGUCAUAUUAAUGGAAGAAAUUUCUUCACACAUAAAAGAAAAUUUCACUUCAAACAAAUUUUCAUUGCCUAAUUUCAAUACAAAGAUAGAAGUUGGUGAACUAAUAGAUGACGCGUAUUGUCAAGAAUUUGUAAAUAUGAUAGAUGAAAAUAUCGGAGAUCUAUAUGAAAGACAUAAAGGCAAAGACUGGAGAGAGGAGAAAAUGAUCGAAUUGGAAGAACCAGGGUUGAUAUUCAUAUGGUUGACCAAUUUUAAAGACGUCAUAAUUGCAUAUUUAAGUUUCAAGCUUUGUUUGGAUGAUGAUGAUGUAUUGGUUUUAUAUUUAUUUGAAAUCCAUAUUCUAAAAGAAUAUCAGAAUCAAAAAAUUGGGCAACAAUUGAUAGAUGAAUUUCAUAACCUUGUGUUAAGUUUGAAAAAUUCUUCAAAUAAAUUAUAUCAAAACCUUAAAGGAUCUGCAUUGACUGUUUUUGCGGACAACGAAAUAGCUUUGAAUUGGUACCAAAAUAUGGGGUACGCUUUAACACGUAAUUCACCAAAGAACAAAAUUUUAAGGAAUCAAAAAGUGAUCAAACCUAGCUACUACUUGAUGAGAAAAAGUAUUUGA